Molecule: messenger RNA, 1407 nt
Organism: Lodderomyces oxycetoniae
Lineage: Eukaryota; Fungi; Ascomycota; Pichiomycetes; Serinales; Debaryomycetaceae
Gene: TFA1
Product: transcription factor TFIIE subunit
Exons: 1
Coding region: 1-1407 (468 amino acids)
Biological process (GO): transcription initiation at RNA polymerase II promoter; transcription open complex formation at RNA polymerase II promoter
Cellular component (GO): transcription factor TFIIE complex
Source: RefSeq, a predicted model, not a curated record
AUGGACGACUCGGUUAGAUCUUUAAUUAGAUUCGUCAGUAGAGGGUUCUACGGUACUCCAUAUGUCCUUAUAUUAGACGCAGUGCUACGUCACUCGGUGUUAUCAGAAGAUGAUUUAAUACAUUUAAUUGGUAUCAAGAGAAAAGAAUUGAGGUCUCUAUGUAAUAGGCUAGUGGAAGAUAGGUUGCUAGUGAACCACAUUCAAAGAGAGGAUAAUGGGCAACAGAAAUACAUUACGCGAACAUAUUUCUAUAUCCACGUCACCGAAGCAAUAGAUUCAAUCAAGUGGAAAGUUCAUUCUAUAGUCAACAAUUUAAAACAAGAAAUGUCCAAUUUUGGUAACCCUCAGGGAUACAUGUGUCCGCGGUGUGGUAAGAAGAUAUCGCAGUUGGAUGCGAUAUCGUUGCUAAGUGAAGACAAGACUGAGUUCAUUUGUGACACGUGUCAAGGAGUUUUAAUUGAAGAUGAUUCUUCGCAACAAGCAAUAAUGAAGCAAGAAAAAUUGGAAGAUUUGAUGCUACAAAUCGAUCCCAUUAUUAAGUACUUGAAAAAAAUCGAUGAUAUACAAAUACAAGAUAAUGAUUUCGAAAGUAGUUUAUUGCAAGCAAUACCGGCACAGUCUAUGACAACUGCACAAUACGCAUUAUCUAACAAGGUCAGUUCUAAAUCGAGAUCUCAAGCACAAGCUAUGUUAAACGCAACACUAAGAUCACAAGCCACCCUCCAUGUUUCUAUCACGGCAAAUGAUGAGAACUACGAGCGUGAACAGUUGGAAAAAGAACGAAGAAGACAGAAAUUGGAACAGAAUGCCUUACCAUCUUGGCAUUCGAGUAGUACUGUUGGUGAAAAGGGAAAAUUGGACUAUAUGAGAAGUGAAGAAAACGAGGAGCAGGAUAGUGGUGAAGAUUCAGUUGUGAAAAGGGAGCAAGAUAAUAAAGAGGGCUCUCUCUUGGAUGCAGGAGAAGCAACAACACCAACACCAUCGACACAAAUAAAGAUGGAAAACAUUGCGUUUCCGGGUGAUGCCAAGGAGGGUAACAAUAGUGAAAAGAGCUCGGUAUUACCUACUCCUGAGCCUACUAAUGAAGACACAGCAUCCGCAGAAAAUCUAUUAGUAAAUGGAGGAGUUGCCGAUAUUAAGGAUAAAGAAGCUCAAGAUGCAUUGGCGGCGUAUUAUGCUAAAUUAGCACAACAAGAAGGCGAAGACGAUGAUGAUGAUGAUGAUGAGGAGGAGGAGGAGGAGGAGGAGGAGGAGGAGGAGGCUGGAGAAGAGGCUGUUGGAAAAGAGGGUGCUAGAGAUGAAGAGAGCAAAGACGAAGGGGUCAAAAACAACGUAGACAAUAAUGAUGUUGAAGACGACGACGAUGAUGAUGAUGAUGAUGAGGAAGAUUUUGAUGACUUGAUAUAG